This is a messenger RNA of Corythoichthys intestinalis (scribbled pipefish), 5954 nucleotides long. It is a transcript of the gene fyco1a, whose product is annotated as FYVE and coiled-coil domain autophagy adaptor 1a. The record is from RefSeq and is a predicted model, not a curated record. Gene Ontology annotation, cellular component: lysosome; autophagosome; late endosome. NCBI's taxonomy places the organism in Eukaryota, Metazoa, Chordata, Actinopteri, Syngnathiformes, Syngnathidae. Gene Ontology annotation, biological process: plus-end-directed vesicle transport along microtubule; positive regulation of autophagosome maturation. Gene Ontology annotation, molecular function: metal ion binding. The transcript is spliced from 18 exons. Bases 125 to 4675 code for a protein of 1516 amino acids.
GAAAGUAUGUUAAAGUUUGCUUAUUUUGCUAUUUGUAAAUGUCGAUAAUACUAUUUGAACAUUUAAAAUAUCGUUCCACGUUGACGUGCUGGAUGUGAUCUCAGGGAGGAGGAGCGGUGCUGCCAUGGCUGUCGGGGCUUCGGUCGGGGAGAGCCAGCUCCAAAGGAUUAUCCGAGAUCUACAUGAAGCUGUUGGGGAACUCGCUAAAGAGUACAAGGAAAAUGGCGAGCCAAUCACAGACGACAGCACCAGUCUGCACAAGUUCUCCUACAAACUGGAGUAUCUGUUACAGUUUGACCAGAAGGAGAAGACAACAUUUCUUGGCACAAAGAAAGAUUACUGGGAUUACUUUGCUGACUGCCUGGCUAAAAUUAAAGGCGCAAACGAUGGCAUUCGCUUUGUCAAAUCCAUAUCAGAGCUGAAGACAUCAUUGGGGAAGGGCCGAGCAUUCAUUCGUUACUCCCUUGUGCACCAGCGAUUGGCGGACACGCUGCAGCAGUGCCUCAUGAACCAGAGAGUCACCAGUGACUGGUACUAUGCAAGAAGCCCCUUUUUGAAGCCUCACCUAAGUGUCGAUAUCAUCAAUCACUUGUACGAACUCAACGAGAUUCACUUUGACGUCGCCUCCAGAGGAUAUGACCUUGAUGCCUCCUGGCCUACUUUUGCAAGGAGGACACUGGGAGGUGCAAGCUCACCCGGACACACAUGGAAACCACCAAGUCGUAGUUCCAGUAUUAACAGUCUGGCCAGCAAUUACUCCCAGCAAGCAUCUGAUUUCCUGUCAAGCCCUGACUAUGGUCAGAGUCUGCUGAAUGACCUGAACGAGUCCUUGCCUCCAUGCAGCGAAGACGUCAGCACUGUUGAAGAACUACGUCUGGAGCUGGAUCGCUCUGAUUUGAAACAGCAGGAACUCCUGAAUAAAGUGCAGCAGAUGAGCGGGGAGGCCGAGGAGCUCAGAGGGGUUGUGGUAGCGUUGCAGAGGCAGCUUGAUCUAUCGCUCACAGCGCAAGAAGAGCAACGAGGUUUGCAGGGAGAGCUAAGGGAUCUGCAAGUUAGAGAAGAGAGUCUUUCUAGAGAAGUGGAAAAGCUCAGGACUGUAGAAAAAGCCAUGGAAUCGGAACAGCGCCUUCUUCAAGAAAAGUUGGCGGCCACUGAAGGGAAAAACAUUGAGCUGCUGGCCAAGUUGGACGGGGUUCUGAGUGAGAAGGGCCAACAGGCAGCCAGUCACUUUGAUUCAGCACAAAAGAUACACGAGCUGUUGGACAGCUUGAAGGAGGCAGAGAAGUGUAAGAUCGAGGCAGUUGCUGAGUCUGAGGAGAAGAAGCGGCAGACAGAAAGGACAAAGGAAGAGAUGAGGGCGAAGGAGGCUGUGGCAAAGGAUGCUGAAACGAAGCUAAGAGCAUUACUGACAUCUGAGUCUGAGGAGAAUAGAAAACUCCAGACUAAAAUAGAGGAACAGUGCCUCUCCCUUGACAUGCUGCAGGGUUCCUUGACGCUGAGAGAAAAAGAGACCAGCAACUUACAGAGGCAACUUCAGGACCUCCAAACAUCUCUGGAGAAAAAGGAGAAAGAGGCAGAGGAGGUGAAAAUGAGGGCACAAGAGGACCGAGGGGAGCUGCACAAGGAGUUUAAUAACCAGAAGGAAACUUUAGAAGAAGAAAUUGCUUCUUUAAGGGAGCAGAAAGAGAUUAAAGAAGUAGAGUUGACCUCCAGCUUGCAAAAGCUACAGCUCCUUGAAGGCCGCAACCAAAGCCUGAGCGCCGAGAGGGACAAGCUGAUGACAAAACUUGACACCCUUGAGACUUGCGUUCGAGAACAAGAUGCAAAAAUAGAAGACUACAGAACACAGUGUACCAAUCUAAUGGAAUUACACGAGAAGCUUCUGACCACGGCGAAGAAAAAUGAGGAUCUUAACAAGGAGUUGACAGAAAACCGAAAACUUCUCGAAGGUGAAUUAGCAUCCCUAAGGGCUUCUGAGAAACAACUAAGAAGGCAGCUAGACAAUGCUAAGAUGACAGUAGGUGAAAAAGAAAAGGGGCUGCGUGAGGAAAACCUCAAGCUGGAGGAGAGUCUGCAGCGGGCCAAUAUUGCCGCCAACCUCUCAGAUGUUGCGUCAAAGAAGCUUGAGAAGGAGAACAUGAGCCUGAAAGAGGAACAGGACACUGUCAAAGAAUCUCUCUUCCGCAUGCAGGCCGACUUAAAGAGUGUUCACGGGCAGCUCAGCGAGCUCGAGAAGAGCUUAGGAGACUCACGAAAGAGUGAAGCCUGCCUUCAGGAACAACUCCGAGCUGUGGAGGCGCAGCUGGAGAGUAAAGAGAAGCACCUGAUUGAGGUCCAGUCCAGGGUGAUGACUCUGGAAGCUACAGAGAAGGAGCUGGAGUUAUCAAAAGCAAAGGCAGAAGCAGCUUGUGCAAAACAGACAGAAAUGAUUGAAAUGGUUACCUGUGAGAAGCAAGCAAUGGAAAAAUGCCAGCUCGAGAGAAGUGCCAUCCAGGCUAAAGAGAAUCAGGAGGCGGCCGUUAAGCUAACCGUAAUGGAGGGCCAGUUGGAGGUUAGCAUGAAAGAAGUGUCCAGGCUCCAGGCGGACAUCCUUGACCUCAAGGUUAGCUCACAGAGAUCAGAGGAGGAGAAACUUAAGUCCCAAGCCCAGCUAGAGGUGACCGAGGCCCAGAGAGAUGAGCUGCGGACUCUGACCGAGCAGCUUAAAGUCCAGACUGAAGCCCUGAACCAGAAACAUGUAGCUGAGCUCCUAGAGUGCAAAAAGAAAGAAGAGGCACUGACAGAACAGCGCGACAGAGAGAUGGCAGCCCACGCUGAGCUCUCCAUCUCUGCAGCCGCCCUCCGAGAGGAAUUGGCUGCCCUCAAAGCAGAGAACAAUCGUCUUGACCUGGAGAACACAGAGACACGAGAAGGCUUACACCGAGCCAACACAGAAAUGGCUGAGCUGGGAAUAACGAUCUGUAAGCUAGGCGCAGAGAAGGAAGAGGCCAGGAAGCACUGGGCAGAUGACACCGCCGCUAUCGAGGAACUGAGGCACGAGGUCGAGCGCCUGGAGGAAUGCGUGGGCCAAUUGCAACUUGAGAAUGAAAGACUAGAAGGAGAGCUGACUCUUCAAGAGAAAUUCCCAGAAGCGAUCGCAAAACUUCAAGAACAACUGGAAAAGAGCAGGAACCAGCUGGAGAACCUCAAGCUUUCUAGUCAAGAGGAGAUGGAGGCUGUGAGGUUUCAGAUGAGCUCCGAUAAUAUGAACCAUCAAGUCCAGUUAAAGAAUGCGGAGAAACAGCAACUGCAACUCAAAAGCCAGCUUCAGGAGGAGAAGAAGACUGUGUCGGGUUUGCGGAAAAGAGUGUCUGAACUUCAGGCUGAGAAUGAGAAGUACCUACAGCUGAGCGGUGAGAAGGACGCUCAUAUCACCAAGACUGAAGCGACCGUUCGCGAGAGUGACGGCGCAAUUCAGCAGCUGAGAGAAGCCUUAACCAGUGCCGAAAACGCACACUUGGCAAUGCAAAAUGAAUGCGAAGAGUUGAAGCGUAAACUUGGCACGACAGAAGAUGCCAGACAAAGUCAGCACGUUAAGAUGACAGCUGAGAUAGAUGACCUCAACAGGACCAAGGUCAACCUAGAGGAGCGUCUCAUUGAGCUUAUCAGGGACAAAGAUGCUUUGUGGCAGAAGUCUGACGCCCUGGAGUUUGAGCAGAAACUGCGGGCGGAGGAGCGCUGGUGGUUGGUGGACAAAGACGCCACUCAUUGCCUUGGCUGUCAAGGCCAAUUCACCUGGUGGCUGCGCAGGCAUCACUGCAGGCUCUGCGGCCGCAUUUUCUGCUACUACUGCAGUAACAACUAUGCCAUGAUCAAGCACAGCGGAAAGAAAGAGCGUUGCUGCAAGGACUGCUACAGUCAACACAGCGCAGUUGUGGAACGGUUCACCGCUGCAGAGCUUAGCCCAUCUGAACAGCAAUCUUUACCGCCCGGAGCUGGACCUCAUCCUACACCUGAGCCUGCCCCGUAUCUUCCCACACCCAGUGUCACAGUUUCAGACCCGAUCAACAAGCCUGAUGACGGCACUUUUGACAUCAUCACAGAAGAGGAGGUAAACGGCGUCUAUGACAGUGACACCAAUUCACAGACCACUGGCGGCUCUUUUGAGGGAGAUCAAGAGCGAAGGCCACCCGGAUCCUUGGACAUAGGUGUAGGAGAAUUAACCCCUGAUGAGCCGGAGGAGAACGUUGCCCCUGUACAGGAUUCGGAAAUCAACCUUCUGAAGUCUGGAGAACUCACAAUGACAGUCCCGCUUAGCAUCGAGGACAUUUCCCAGUUUGGCGAUGGCUCCCGUGAACUCUUCAUCAAGUCCAGCUGUUACAGCGUGGUGUCUGUUGCUGUGGGCGACUCGGGGCCAACCAUCAGCUGGAUGUUUUCCUCUGAACCUAAAAGCAUCUCCUUCAGUGUUGUUUACCAGGACUCUUCUGAAGCUCAAGUGGAACAAUCAAAGGUCCUCAUUCCACUGACACGGUGCAAUUCCCACAAAGAGACCAUCCAGGGACAGCUGAAAGUGCGUCGGCCGGGCAUCUACGCGCUCAUCUUUGACAACUCUUUCUCACGGUUUAUCUCCAAGAAAGUCUUCUAUCAUCUGACCAUGGAAAAACCCAUCAUCUACGAUGGAAGCGACUUCCCUUGAAGCUUUAGCGUCGCAUGGACGUCACUGGAGUAGCACACAAAGUAAUACUUACAUUUAAACAACGUUUAAAUGCACACUUAUGUCGCCAUUUUUACAUGGAAGAGUGAAGUAACACUAGCAAAAAGCUUGUAUCACGUUUUAUCUUUAAAACAAGUCAACUAUAAGAUAGCAUUUUUAUAUAUAUGUAUUAUUAUUAUUAUUAUUUUUUUUUUUACGAUAGCAUUUUCAAUAGGUUUGUUGUUCAGUCUUCUAAUUCAAAAAUCCUCAAGAGUUUGAAAACAAGUUUUCUCGUGUGACUGAACACUAUUUGCACUGUGCGCACUUCUCAGGAGUUUUGGCAUAAAUGUGACACUUAGUUGUCAUUUUAUGUUUUUGUAUGCGGCGUUUUUAAAGCAUUUAUCAAAUUAGCUGCCAUUGACGGUGAUAGACGUCCAAUCCAUCUGAACUGGGAAGGCUGGCAGUGAACUAACAUUUGUUCCAUUUGCUGGCAGCCCUCCUAGUUCAAAUGGUUUGGAAGUCUAUUAGUGACAAACCAAUUUAAAUUCACAGCAAAAGACUGAAAAGAGCAACAUAAUUGGGCAUCUAUCAUUGUCAAUGGCACACCGCCAUCUUGCAUCCUGUAACAAGGUGAGAUGACGUGUUGCUUCCAAGUGCCUAUUGAUUAAUAGCUUGUUAUAAAGGUUCACUUUUGGGCAACUUUGUGUAGGUUGGGUUUUAUUACACAAGUCUUUUUGACAUAUUCUAAUAUUUUUUUGUGUGUGUCUUGUAUAUGACUAUUGUGUAUUUUUAUAUUUAGGGCGAAAAAAACAAUUGGGUAACAUUUGAACAUUGUUCUUGUUCAAGUAAGGGUUUAUACAUGUUGAUCUAAACUAUUUUUAAUUAGGACGAUUUUGUAUGCAAACCUUUUUUUCUCUACCGAGCUGCACUUGUUAAAAAAUAUAACAUUUUCAAAUGGUAUGACACACCCUUUUAUAUGUCUUUUACUUGAUGUGUGCAUGAAUAACUGCGAUACAUUUGCUGUAACAAACUCAGCAAUGUACUUGAUUUUCAGACAUUGCUCACCACUGUCCAAAUAAUCUGUAAAAGUGCGUUUAUGUUCUACUAAAACAGAUACAUGUCUUUUGGUAGGUCUUCCCAAAAUGGCAAAAUCAAUUCUAAUUGAAGUCUUAGCAGGCCUGCUGUUUGAAACACAAUUGUUGUCUUUUGUUUUGGCUUUGGUGUUAUUCUUUUCUUGACUUUUGUAUUUGUAUCUUGAGGGAAAUGAAACCUGCGUGAGUAA